AUGGAGCAGUUCAAUAAUGCCUGCCUGCCCUGGGUCCUCCAUGGCAGUCCCACCCAGGGCCACCCCAAGGCUAGAUGCUCCGACGCGACUCGAGCAGGCCACACUAUCUUUCGGACAAAGCGACGCGGUCCUCACAGGCGGGAAGGAGAGUGCGUCCCGGUCGGGAAGGACGCCGCCGGAGAGCUGCCUGCCCACGUGACGCCCGCGGCGACCUUGGGGGUCACCCUUGCGGACGCACCGCCCUCUCCCUCACAUCCGCCGCCGCGCCCGCCCCUCGCUCUACCACCGCCAAUGGCGCGUCGCUCCGCGCCCCGCGCGACCUGGGAGCGCGCUCGUACCCGCCAAUCUCCGCCCGCCAGGCGGGCCCCGCGGCGCCAUUGGCUACCACGGCCAUCCAUUAGGUCCCGUCCCUCCUACCACCCUCCGUCAGCCCCACUCCAUCCAGCUCCACUCCCCUGUCACCGCGGCACCCGCAGCACCAAGGGCGCGGCGGCCUCGCCCUUUACCGCGAUCUCCAACCCCGGGCCGCCAAGCGCCGCGCUACCCAGCACUGAGACGGGCGCAGCGACAGCGCAAGGUUACCUGUCUCCGGCUCAGCUCCACCCGAAUGAGGCGCCGACACCCCACUCCGGGGCUCUAAACUCUCGGCCCCGCCCUGGCGUAUGGCGUCAACACGUAGCCCUCCCCUGGAGAAGAAGGCCCUCCCCUCUUACAGUGAACCGAUUCGUGACGUCACAGAGCCGCGCCGGACGUCACAGCGCCGACUACGCAGUUGCGGAAGCUUGGGCCGGCGGGAGCGCAGUUGUUUGCUCCGCUAGAGCGAUGAGAUUGAGUGUAUGGACUUCCAGCGGCUUCUACGAUCAUAACACAGAAAACACUCGAGAGCCCGCGCUGAGAACCCAAAAGGCACGCUUCAGGCCAUCGUAGCCACCAAGCCUGGCC
Molecule: messenger RNA, 942 nt
Organism: Macaca mulatta (Rhesus monkey)
Lineage: Eukaryota; Metazoa; Chordata; Mammalia; Primates; Cercopithecidae
Source: RefSeq, a predicted model, not a curated record